UGUUUUUCAACGGCAUGGAUACAUAUGGAUAACAAGAUUUUGAUAACUAAACCAAGAUAGCACAUAAGCUGUCGUUUCCAAAGUAAUGCUUGUAAAGCCAAAUGGAAAGAAUUUAGAAAAGUAUGUAGGCAGAACCAUGGACGAGCUAGCGAGAUCCUGUUGGAGAUUAUUGGCGCGUUCUAGUAUGUUUCUGUAAGGAAACGACGGGAACUGCCUACUCUGUGUAUAUGUGCAUUAACUAUUCGUCACGAUAAAGCCUAUAUAUACUCUAAACAUAAUUGAACCUGUUUAUAACAUAUUUUACAUAUUCGGGGGGGAAAACGUGAUUGAAAUCAGAUUUAAUCAGUUUAAUCGAUGACAUUCGGCCAGACUACCACCAGCGACCACUGCUUGGGGUUCCUUUCUGUUUCGAGAGGAUACGACGAACUAAGGCUUCAGUUUUACAUAUCCGGUUAGCUAUCUGGCUCAAAGUCUCGGUAGGGUUAACUCUGCCAAAGUAGUAGAACACAUAAACAUGACUUCAGCCAUACUAUCUGCAUUGGGUGUCCUUACUAAGCCUCUCGGAGAGGCCAUGGUGUGUGGUGCCGAACACACUGAACAGGGGGCACUAAUGGCAGCACUCCAAGCCAACCAGGCCCUGCUGGAGGACCUUCUACAGGAGAGGAAUCUGGAGGAGGUGUGCUGUCUACGGGAGCAGGUGAGGGCAGCAGCUUCCUGGGUCUGUGGCAUGACGGAGGACGUCACAUGGAACUUCAUUCAAGAAUGCUUGCUCAUGCUGCUCAGCCUGGCCCGACAUCUUACACUCCAGCUGGAGGCCUUCAGAAACAAAGACGCGAGUUGUGCUACAGGCAGACUGCGGACAUCUGAGAUGGCCCCUCCUUUGCCUCCCGACGUGCUGAGCGUGGCCCAACAGAAAAUACUUGGCGCCGCUCUACAGUUUGUUGUUUCUUUGGGCCUUUGCCCCUACCUGGCCCAAGGGGUUGGGGUGCCUCUGGGGCGCAGGUCGAUGUUCGGGACAACAGUGAAGGGGUUGGUGCGUCGUGAUGUGGCCCCUGUCCCAGAGCGCCGUCUCCUGACCACCGCCAGUGUUCUGCUGGAGCUGUCUGAGUUGUCAUCCCUGGCCACCAUGGUCUAUACUCGCCACCUGGGUGACAUCAUGGCAGCUUUAUGCCAGCUAGGGUACAGUCCAUGCCACACUGAGAAAGGAAAAGCUAAGGAGGGGACGGAUGUCAGCAAUGAGGAACGAAUGAACUGCAGGGUGGCCCUUCAAAGUCUCCUGGGAAAGGUUUACCAGCCCAUCGUCAUCAAAGAGCUUCUCUUUCUCCAAGGAGGUUCCAAACAGGCCCCCCCAGGCCCUGGUGCUGGUGGUGGCAGUAGUACCCCUCUGAGCCAGGCUCCCCCGUGGCUGAGGCGUCUGUGUGGGCAGCUGCUGUCUGAAAGGCUAAUGCAGCCCAGUGGAGUCCAGUCUGUGGUGAGGGCUGUUCUGGAGGUGGGCGUAGGAGGAGAGUCUGACUGGCGGAAAUGUGACGGUGUAGCCAGGAUCCUGGCUGCCUGCCCUCAGCAGUCUCUCUCUCCAGACAGCUACUACAACCAGGUUUGCCCCCAGAUUCUGGAGCUCCUGCACUUCAGGGACAAGCUGACCGCUCAGCAGUUCCAGCGUGUGGCCACCAGGGCGGCUCUCACCAUUGUGCAGGAUUGGCCCGAGUUUGCCCCGCAGUACCUGCUCAACCCUCUCUUCCGCUCCUUACGCCGCUGCAGGCAGGUGACAGGGGAAGGUCAAACCCGGGGCACCGUGGAGGAAUGGGAGCUGACACGCUGUGUGGAGGAUGUGUUUAAGAUUUGUGUGGUGGGGAACAGCCCAUCUGCUCCUCUGCUGAAGGCUCUGGGAGAAGUAAUUCCUGUGCUCUUUGAUCUGUACUGCUUCACCAAAAAGAAUGCUUCCCACCUACGCGCCCCCUGUCAAGAGGUCCUGCUCUGGUACAUGGGAAACUCUGAUCCUACUGUGGCCUUGUCAGUCAUAAAGCAACUGUGUGCCCUUGAUGGAGUGGAAUCCGGGGUGUCCUCUGGCUUCCACUUCACCCCUGGCAGCGAGGGAGGGGCGCAGCUCACCCCCUCCGAGUCAAUUAGUGAUGAGGACGAUGCUCUGUAUGAGAAGGUGGCUGGGGAGCAGUGGAGGGUGGAGUGUCUGGCCCAGCUCUUGGCAGAGAUGAAGGACAGUGACCUGCCUGGAGACUUCUUCCUCGAGCUACUGCGGGAACUGACUUGCUGGGCGAAGGAGGAGGACGAGGAAGAGGAUGACGUGUGUCAGCCAUCCAUGACACUACUGCAGCUAGAACAGCAUCUGUUUGGGAAAGUCAGUGGGCGGGGUCAGAAGCUAGCUCUACUGCAGGUGCUAGCUGUCAUGUGUGAAGGUCUUCCCCACACGCUACUGCUUCAUAAGCCCACCCAGGUGGUGGAGUUCAUCAGAGCCAUGCUCCAGAGGGCCUGUGUGGGUCUGGACCAGGUCCCAGCUGUUCAGGGUCCAGUGGACACCCAGACACUCAGCAUGGGAAUGGGCCUGGUGGCCACCCUGCUCUCAGGACCUUCCCCGCUCGGAGCACAGGACUAUUCUGCCAUGUCCAGGCUUCUCCCGCCCCUGCAGGAGAUCUCCCAGAGACACCCUGAGGCGGCCAUCCAGGAGCUGGCCUCAGACCUGCGCGCUGCCAUCGCCACACACGGGUCCUACCGCCCAGAAAGCGUGUCGCGAGCCGCUACUUACCCGAGCCCCGAAACGCUCCAUAACGUGCCCUGUAAGAAACAACCCAAAACCCAGAGUCCCCAAAUGGCACACCACGCCCAAACUGGCCUUCAGUUACCCGCCUCUCAUAGCAGCAGCGGCACACUCCCUCCUCCGACGCCUAACCCCCCCGCCCCCAUCCAGACCCGCCUCCCUUCCCUUAGAACACGGGGCAGUUCUGCUGAUGGGACCGCAGAGCCUGAAAUAACACGCAGAUCUCAGAAGGGAACCCCCCCGCCGGGCCAGGUUGUCGCUGGGACUACGGCAGGGGGGUCUGGUCCGUGUGGGGGGCAGCCUGGAGGUAGGGGGGGCAGCAGUCACCCCCCUGGCGGCGCCACCAGGGGGACCUUCUCAGACUGCCUCCUGGAGGCCUGUGAUCCUGACGUCCCCACCAGAGCGGUCGCCCUCAGGACCCUGACCCGGGCCAUACGGGACGGAGACAGGGACGCACUUCAGAACCAGGAGAGAGUCCUCAUGCUCUUCUUGGAGAAUCUGGAGCACGAGGACUCAUUUGUGUAUCUGUCAGCCAUUCAAGGCCUGGCACUGCUGGCCGAUUCCUUCCCUGAGAGGAUCUUGCAGCGGCUUCAGAUCGAGUACCAAAGUGGCCCGCCCCCCCAGAAGGAGAGGUCCUUGGAAACCCGGCUGAAGGUGGGAGAGGUGCUGAUGAGAGCUAGCAGGGCUUUGGGUGACCUGGCACCUCACCACGGCCGCCCCCUCAUCGGGGUUUUCCUGAGGGGGACGAGGGAUGAGGACAGCAGCGUCCGUGCCAGCUGCCUGUCCAACCUGGGAGAGCUCUGCCAGAGACUCAACUAUGCUCUGGGGCCCUGGACACAGGAGUUAAGCACAUGUCUGACUGCUCUGAUAAGGAGCGAGAAGGAGGCGGAGGUGCGGCGAGCUGCUGUCCAUGUUAUCGUCCUGCUGCUCCGGGGCCUGAGCGACAGAGCCACCCAGGUUCUGAGUGAUGUUCUGCUGGACCUGUACCGGGCCCUGAAGUGGGUGGUACGCUCAGACACUGAUGACGUCACAGUGCUACAUGCUCAGCUCGCUCUGGAGGAGCUCCACGAUGUAAUGCAGAGGUUCAUCUUCCCCAAACAGAAGCUAGAGAAGAAGAUUGUGGUUUUACCCUGAGAUUUCAGAAACCCAAACUUGCCGAACAGCACGCACACAACAAACCAGCCAGUGUCAUGAUAACUCUUUAGAAGCAUCCAGAAGUGGGAGGUUGAGGUACUUUCAGACAAGGGCCAUCAUUCUACCUUGUAAAAUAGUAUUUAUGCCUGAAGGUGAAAGGGCAGCAAACAAUGAGAAUCUUUUCUCCUCUGUUUAUAAUGGGGUCUGUUGACUUUCUCUCAGACUAUACAUUACUUUACUUUACAUGUAUUUCCCAGCAGCCAUGCUGUCAUAGUGACCAGAGGGGAAAUGAAAGUAUUUAAUCACAUUGACAGAUCUGGGCCUAUUGGUGAGGCACCAAAAUCGUACCUGUAUGUGCCUUCAAAUCUUAUAAACAGCAUGUUAUUUGACUUCAAAAGGAUUGGCUAAUAAUGUAUUUUCAAAAUAAAAAUUCCAUUAAAGUGAA
Molecule: messenger RNA, 4349 nt
Organism: Esox lucius (northern pike)
Lineage: Eukaryota; Metazoa; Chordata; Actinopteri; Esociformes; Esocidae
Gene: tango6
Product: transport and golgi organization 6 homolog (Drosophila)
Exons: 18
Coding region: 515-3904 (1129 amino acids)
Biological process (GO): protein secretion
Source: RefSeq, a predicted model, not a curated record